Molecule: messenger RNA, 357 nt
Organism: Aphidius gifuensis
Lineage: Eukaryota; Metazoa; Arthropoda; Insecta; Hymenoptera; Braconidae
Exons: 1
Coding region: 1-357 (118 amino acids)
Source: RefSeq, a predicted model, not a curated record
AUGAUAUUGCACAAGUUUUUAAUAAUCCAAAUAGCACAAAGAAUGAUGUACAGAUGUAAGAACAGCUGUGGUUGUAGAAAAGCUGGUUUGCGCUGUUCACAAUAUUGUAAAAAAUGCAAAGGCGAAGAAUGUGGAAAUGAUGGAAAAAUUACUAAUAUAUCAUUAACUGAAGCAAGCAAUUAUUCAACAGUACUUGAACAAGCUGAACUUGAACACGAAUCUGAACUUGAGGAAGAAAACAAUAAUAGACUACUCAACAGACCAAAAUAUACUGAUGAAACUCAUAUGCGAUAUGCCAGCACAUUAGAAGAUGAUAUAUCAGAUGACAACAAUGAUUUAGAUUUUGAUCGAUUUUAA